GUCGUCCCACCUUUUCUCUUUGUCCCUCCUCGAUAGUAAGAAUCAACAGAGCGCCAUCAAUCUGCUCGCAUCCUGCUGCAAACCAGGAUGAGCCACCAGCACAACAACCAUCACUUCACGUUCAUUUAACCUCUGUCUCUCUGACCCACCGGCCGGUCGCGGUCCAUGCCUGCCUGAGAUGCGAUUUAGUUCUCCGUCUUCCCGGAGAAUAUCGGCAGUUACUCCCCACUGAAAGAGCAUGCCUGAGACGGGGGCGACCGGAGCAGCAGCAGCCGCCAGUAUCAGCUCCUCCGACAGCAGCGGCGGAACGGAAGGCUCUUGGCACAGACACCGAUCGCAAGGCGAGGGGGGAAAGACAGAUCAAAGUGCUGCCUCCUCGCAGCAAACGUCCUACGGUGUACUGGAUAAGUUAUUUGGGAAGCGGCUGCUGCAGGCUGGGAGGUACAUCAUGUCUCAUAAGUCCUGGAUGAAGACCGUGCCCACUGAGAACUGUGACGUCCUCAUGACUUUCUCAGACCGGACAGAUGACCACACGUUGCUAUGGCUACUGAACCACCUGCGUCUGGGCAUUCCGGAACUCAUCAUCCAGAUCCGACAUCACAAACGCACACGCGUCCAUGCCUUCUUCAUCACGGCAACCUAUGAGAAUCUGUUGCGUGGGGCAGAGGAGAUGGGUCUGAGGAAAUCAGUGAAGCCAGAGUUUGGGGGAGGAACACGCAGCUUCUCCUGUGAAGAAGACUACAUCUAUGAGAACAUUGGGAGUGAACUAUGCUUCUUCACAUCACAGGAGAGGCAAAGCAUCAUCAAGUACUGGCUCGACAAUCUACGUGCCGUGAAUGGAGAGGUGCUUCACAACAUACAGUUCCUGGAGGGACAGCCAAUCAUCCCAGAGCUAAGUGCGCGGGGCGUGAUCCAGAAGGUGUUUCCGCUCCAUGAGCAGAGGAUCCUCAGUCAGCUGAUGAAGUCCUGGGUGCAGGCCGUGUGUGAGAAACAGCCACUAGAUGAUGUUCAUGAUUACUUUGGGGUGAAGAUAGCCAUGUACUUUGCCUGGCUGGGGUUCUACACCACGUCUAUGCUGUAUCCUGCUGUCAUCGGCUUUGUGCUCUGGAUUCUCACGGAGUCUGACCAGACGAGUCGUGAUAUCUGCUGUGUAGUGUUUGCUCUGUUCAACGUGGUGUGGGCCACGCUCUUCCUGGAGAGGUGGAAGAGGAGGGGGGUGGAGCUGGCCUAUAAGUGGGGUACGCUGGACACCCCUAACGAGUCCCUAGAGGAACCACGGACACAGUUUAGGGGUGUGAAGCGGUGCAGUCCCAUAACAGGCUGUGAGGAGUUCUAUUACCCUCCGUGGAGGAGGAGGGUGUUCAGGUGGCUGGUCAGCCUACCCAUCUGUAUCCUCUGUCUCUGCUUUGUCUUCCUGGCCAUGCUCAUCUGCUUCGAGCUGCAGGAGUUUGUGAUGGGGAUCAAGGAGGUACCUCGCCUGGCCCGGUUCAUCCCUAAAAUCAUGCUGGCCAUCACUGUGACCGCCUGUGACGAGGUGUACCGGAAGAUAGCCUGCUGGCUCAACGACAUGGAAAACUACAGACUCCAGAGUGCCUAUGAGAAAAAUCUCAUCAUCAAAAUGGUCCUUUUUCAGUUUGUAAAUUCUUAUCUCAGUCUUUUCUACAUUGGAUUCUACCUCAGAGACAUGGAGCGUCUGAAAGAGAUGCUGGCCACCCUUCUGAUCACCCGGCAGUUUGUCCAGAACGUGAAAGAGGUGCUGCAGCCUUACCUGUACGAGCGCCACAAGCUGGGCGAGCUCACCCUGCGCGGCGUCUGGGACCUGCUCCUCUCAGCCCUGCUCAAGUACUGCCGGCUGGCCGCAAGAAAGGCCCAGGCUUCACCCACAGACCAGGCCGUGCCAGGCCACGGCCUGAGGGGAACCAGAUCCGGGCUGGGACAGCCUGACCGCAGGGAGAAGAACUGUCUAAACGGGGGAUGUGGGGUGCCUGACGAGGAGGAAGGGGAGAGGGAGGAGAGGGACAGCGGGAGGUUCAGUGAGGGAGAGAACGAGGAGUUGAUAGACUGUGGCCUGAAGCUGAGGAAGGUUAGCUUCAUAGAGAAGGCGGACAGGAAGUCGUCUGGAGGGGGCUGCGUUCCCACAAUAGAGGACAGUUUCCUGGAGGAUGGCAGCCCCACCAUGGUGGAGAAGGGGAUGGACCCGGCCUCGGUGUUCGAGACGUAUGAUGAUGACGAUGACAAUGAGAUGAAGGACACGGGUGGUUCGGCCAAUGAAAGUGUGGCGGCUGCCCCACUGCCUUCUGGGCCGGAGAGCACGGUGACGGUGCGUCAUCGCAGAAGGCAGAGAAGUUUGGAGAGACUAGACUCUAAGACCAAGAGGGAGUCGUGGAUCGACCCGCCAGAGGAGCAAGAGAGUACGAGUCUGGCACAGGCUGAGAUAGAGAGCUGCAUGCAGACCUAUGAGGACACCUUCCAGGACUACCAGGAGAUGUUUGUCCAGUUUGGCUAUGUGGUUCUCUUCUCCUCAGCCUUCCCCUUGGCGGCCAUGUGUGCCCUCAUCAACAACAUAAUCGAGAUCCGCAGCGACGCCUUCAAGCUCUGUACCGGCAUGCAGAGGCCCUUUGGUCAGAGGGUGGAGAGCAUUGGACAGUGGCAGACAGCAAUGGAGGCCAUGGGUCUAAUCGCCAUCAUAGUCAACUGUUACCUGAUUGGUCAGUGUGGUCAGCUUCAGCGACUCUUCCCCUGGCUCAGCCCUGAGAUGGUCAUCAUCUCCAUCGUCAUCCUCGAACACUUUGCCAUCCUGCUGAAGUACAUCAUUCACGUUGCGAUCCCAGACAUCCCCAGCUGGGUAGGAGAGGAGAUGGCAAAACUGGAGUACCAACGCAGGGAGGCCUUUAAGAAGCACGAGCGGCAGGCGCAGCAACACUAUCAACAGCUACAGAGGAGGAGGAGAGAGGAGGAGGAGAGGCAGAGGCAGGCGGAGCACCAGGCUCGCAGGGAGAGGGAGAGAGAUGAGGGGAAGGACUCCUCCGGGGGAGACCACCACCACGACAAGAGCCACGGGGGGAAGUCCCGUACUGGGGGGGGUGGAGGGGGGGACAAGCCCAAGAGGCCCAGCUCCCUCCUGGCCAACAACAACGUGAUGAAGCUCAAACAGAUCAUCCCCUUACAGAGCAAGUUCUCCUCCUGCAGCGCGCGCUCCCCUCAGUCUCCCAUCGGAAACGAACCCAAGCUCCCCGGGUUCCUUAGCUUCAAGUUCCUCAAGUCACCCGAGAAUAAGAAGGAAGCGGCGGCUGCUGCUGCAGCAGCGGCCGCCACGGCAACAAAUACCACGACGUCCACGACCGCCCCAAGCGGUAACCAGGAGUGGUCUCAGUCGCCAAGCAAGUCAUUCAACCCGGGGAAACUGUUUAACUUUGGGAAGUCGGAGGGGGGCUCCUGUGUGAACGGGUCCCAGUUACCCCGACCAGGGGAGGGGUCCCAGGGGUCUGACAAACAGCCCGCCAAGUCUAACCUGAACGGGGUGCCGGACGAGAUCCCUUCACCUGGAGGGGACGGGGAGGAGAACGAACGCCACACAGACUCCUCGGACCCUAAAGUCUAGUCUCUCUUUGGAGAGAGAUGACAAACUGCUGUGAGAACUUAACUUGAUCUAUCUACUCGAAGGAAAAACAUGUGGGGGCGAAAAGGCCAAGCCUCUCUCCAUGCUGUCUGGGCCUGAGGUUGUGUAUGUAGACGCUGCCUAGAGACUGUGAGGGGAAUGGGCUGAUGGUGGUGAUGACGAAAGCAUAACCCGUGCACGUACACAGACACACACACACACCUUACUUCUGUCUGCAAUACAUAUAGAAAUGCAUGAGCUGUGUUUCUAAAACUUUGGGGGAAAUAAGGGAGAGCAGUGUAUCUUGAUUUAUUCUAGUCUGAAAAUUGUAAGCAUCUUGGUGGCCAUCUUGCCACUGGAACAUAACAGCCUGGUUUUGGGGAAGAGAAGAAAAGGGGGAAAAAAUGGUGUGUGAAUCAGACGCAUAAUGAGACCUUUCGUAGUCGCCACAAAAUGAUCGCCUGAUAUCAGACUAAUUUUUAACUAUAAAGGCCUAUCGGCUUUACUACUUAUACGAAGCGGCUUUGCUAGCCGAGCAAUAUCAAUCAGUGUUUCAAAUUUCAGCAGUACUGUGAAACACGUGAAGGUCAUUCUCAUCAACCUAAACUCCCAUUUAAAGACAUACAUGACGUGCCAUGAGCUUUAUUUACAAAGCAAAAAGAACCACCAGAGCUUAGUAUAUACCUCCCAAGAAAACAACCGCAAUAUCUGAAGUGUAUGUCUGACAGUGAGAGUGAAACAGGAUGUUGUGAAAGGCAGAGAUGAAAGUCGUUUGAUAAAAGACAGGCUGUCUGUCUCAUAUCAGUAUGUGUUCUAGAGAGAGGGAGAGAGGAAAAGAAAGAGAGAGGGAGAGAAUGACAGCUGUUUUGACUGAUGCCUGCCCAGGAAACUGAGAGUCCGAUGAAGGAAGAUGCCACAGGAUGUUGACAUGGAUGUCUGUGUAGGCUAGACAGUAUACAGUAUGUGCUAUGGAGAGUCUGGGUUACUGUAGUCUACUGUGUGCCAUUCUAAUCUCUCCCCAUUCAAGCCUGCAGAGAGAGACAUUCUAGACAGUAUACUAAUCAUGGCACUCCAUUUCAACACAAAGAUCUGACUAGAUUAGUGAGAUAGAAAGAGAGAACAUUUGCACUAAACCCUGAUGUCCUGCACUGAGACAGCAGAGCUUGUUCUGCAGGUGUAAGGAAGGACUAUACCAGCCUGCCUCAUAACACAACCUAACAUAUGCAAACACUUGCUUUUUUUAUCGCUAGUAUCUUAUACUGAUGCUGUUGUCAUUUCAUCUGACCAUCCCUAGUUCCUACAUCCGUAUGGCUGCUGUUCACAAUCAUUCAUUUGAGAGCUGAUAUGUCUUUUAUUUCCCCUUAUGUAUUUUGGGAUAUAUGUAAUUUGGGAUGUUGCCAAAGCAAUACCUUUCUGAGUACACUGGCAUGUGAGAACAUAGUUAAAUUUCUAGAGAUCACAGAUUUCUAAAUUCCUUUUAUAAGCAAAUCCAAAGAGAGUAUUCAACCAUCAUUAUUUUCUAUAAUGUGGCCAGAGGAUGGUGCCAGAGAACAAGAAAGUGGUUUAUACGUCUCUAACUUAAGAGUAUGAUGACGUUGUCUCUGGAUACUGAUCUGCAGUCAGUUUUGUGUCCCCCACCCCUACUGUUACAUUCUGGAUUUGGGGAAGGUAAUCUGAUAUUAGAUCUGUGCCUAUAAACUCAUAAUACAUCCAGUCUUGUUCAUUGAAAAGAAGAACUACUGCACUUCACAGCAGUGAUUCAGCACAGAGAGACAUAAACAUUAACUAUGCACCUCCACGUCAUCCUCUCUGGCUAAGAUAUUUGCAAUAAUAUAGUGUUGGAGGGACACAGUGGCACAGCCAUAAACACUAGUCCUCUACUGGUCCAUGCCUUAGCCCAGUGCAUCUCUAGUUCCACCACCCAAUAGGAUCUCCUCCACCUGACCUGGCUUCUCAGUGUGGGUAUUAAUACUGAACAUCCCAUCUCUCCUCUCUCCAUCUGGGCUGAACCAGACUCACACCUGUCUCCCUUCUGAAAUAGGAAACCUAAUCUAAGGAUGCUCCCCUGGUACACUAUUCUUUUCAUCUCUCUCUGUGCUUUAAAUAUGAGAUGAGGUUACCUAUCAAAUAUGAAUUUUGGCCAAAAACAUGCAUACACUUUCAUUUUGCAUGGAUUGCCUAGCAGUAACUAUACAAGCUACAGCCUAAUGUGAUGCUUCUGCAAUGAUACUCAAUAUAGUAUUUCAGCCUGGUCUCAUAGACUAGACAUAACAUAGUAAAUGUAAAUCCGGGACACUCAAGUUAUGUUAUGAUAU
Coregonus clupeaformis (lake whitefish) is the source of this 5913-nucleotide messenger RNA. Its product is annotated as anoctamin-8-like. Gene Ontology annotation, biological process: chloride transmembrane transport. Gene Ontology annotation, molecular function: chloride channel activity. NCBI's taxonomy places the organism in Eukaryota, Metazoa, Chordata, Actinopteri, Salmoniformes, Salmonidae. Gene Ontology annotation, cellular component: plasma membrane. The record is from RefSeq and is a predicted model, not a curated record. The coding region runs from base 239 to 3601 and encodes 1120 amino acids. The transcript is spliced from 18 exons.